GGGGGCUGUGGGGUCCCUGCCCCUGGGAAUCAACUGCCCAGAGUGCUUCUGAGGAUGCCUUUACAGAAAAGGACCAUCCCAGGGCAGGGAGAGGUAGGCUGGAGGGCUUCCUGGGGAGGUGGCAGCUGAAGCCUGGCCUUUCAGAAAGCCUGGGGAAAGGUGGGCUCACGCAGGGCCAGGGGCCCAGCCAGGCAGGGGCGCUGAGGGCUCCCCUGAUGCCACAUCUCCAUACUGCUUCCACAGCCCAGGCUGCCCCUGCGGCCACCGAGUCACUAUAGCGACACAGCUGCCACCCAGUGAGCCUGGCCAGGCCCAGCAGGUGCCCCAGCUGGAGAGCUCUUCGUCUGGUGGGAGGACCAAUCAGGCGGGAGGAGUUGGAGAGACCCGGGGGAGAUAUAAAGCAUGGCUCCGGACAGCGGGCGGUGGGCAGAGGGUGGCCAGUGGGGAUGCCUGCCCUGUGCCUGGAGGGCAGGAAGGUGGGGUCGGGGAAGGAGCUGCCCUGGACCACGGGGGUGGGGAGCGGAUGGUCGGCUCCCCUGGCGUCUGCACCCGGGAAAGGGGCCAGACCACUGGGGGCCCCGCUGCGUGGGUUUGAGGGCAGGCUCACCGCAGGGCCGUCCCAGCUACGGCCUCACACGUUCCUCGCCACCUGGGCUCACAUCCCCGCCGGCUGGGGGCGGGGUGCGUCCUUAUCCCAGCCCAGCGCAGGGGAUCCUGGGCUUUGUCCAGCCCUGGCAGCCUAUUGGCGGCUGAGCGUGGGAAAAAGCGUGCUCGCCCGCGGGCCCCAUAGACCUGCGACGCAUAAAAGCGCCCCCACCAUCCGGCUGCCUUCACCGCCUUUAGCCACCCUCCCCAGCCGUGCGCUCCCGCCGCGCCGCCCUGGCCUGGGGGCACAGACACCCGAAGUGAUGACUGAUUCGGAGCGGCGCCGUCUCAGGGCGCACCGGGGAUCCGGCAGGGUCCCAAGGACUUUGCUCCCCAACUCUCUGCUCUCCUUGGAUGAGAAAUUCGCGGGCGCCAGCGCAGCUCCGAGCAGGGGCAGGGUCGUCGUGGAGACAGAGGUGGCUGACAUCCCCGCCCCCAGCCGCACCGUGAGCGCCAAGGACGGACUCCGGCAAGGCGUGGCGUGCGCCUCCGCGGAACCUUGUGGCCCUCCCGGAACCAGGCCUCCUGUCCUCCACCCAGGCAGGUGGAGCCGAAGAGACUCCUGCCGUGCUGGGGAAAAGUGCGCCCGCGCAGCGCCCUCGCACAAAGGCGGGGGUCGGGGGCCUGAUGGAGACUUUGCCAGGCCCUGGGCCCCAAAGGUGAGGGCUGGGCUGGCGGGCGCAGCCCUGCUCCUGCUGCAGAAGGAACCUGACUUUUGCUCCCCUCUUUCCCGCCCAAGCCGGGGCCCAGAGUCAGACGCGGCAGUCCAGUCCGCAGGUCUUGCCCUGAAGGAGGGGUCCUGCGGCAGAGGCUUUGUGUGUGACAGAGGCUGUAGACAGCCAGGCUUGUGCACCGAGAGGCAGCUGGGACAGUGUGGCUGGACAGGUGUGCCAGGCCUGGGUGCCUGGUCCCGGAUGGGGCACAGCUGGGUCUCUGCUUCUUCCAGGAAGGGAAAGGCUGGGUGCUUUAUGUUAGAGUUGGGGGGGGGGGAGGGAGUGUUGUGCCCAAGGGCUGGCCCCCUAGUGGACAUGGGGCAGAGGCUGUGGUGGUCCUGUGGGAUGCCAGUGAAUGCACUGGGCAGUGUGGACGUGCAGGUGUCUCAGAGCUGGGCCACUAACAGAGCUUGAAUAAAGGUGCUGGUCUGCA
Molecule: messenger RNA, 1791 nt
Organism: Manis javanica (Malayan pangolin)
Lineage: Eukaryota; Metazoa; Chordata; Mammalia; Pholidota; Manidae
Source: RefSeq, a predicted model, not a curated record